AAUAACUUUAACAGGAAACGUAACGGGUCUCAAAGAACAAGUAGGUCUGAAAGAACAAGUAGCGCUCUGUGCAGGUGAAAAGAUCCUGUUUUAUAGUCUACGCUGACAUAUAGUGCGUAGGUUGAAAAGACUCGUUUCAUUGGUUUCAUUUCAUGUCCCUCGUCGUUGAGAGGGGGUGGGAAGUAACGGCAUGGUCUACGUCUACACUCCUCAAUGGAUACCAGGAUUACUGUAUGUUACUGACAUCGUAUCUAUUUUAUCAGCAUUCAAACAGCGACAACUGCCUGACACCUCAAACAAAUGGAAACGUUGGGAAAACGCGACAACAUCACGAAUGUACUUUCACAGUCAUGUGCCGCCGUGUAAACAAUAACGUUAGUACCACAUCCCUUCUGGGGCACAACUUAAGGCUAACGGUAGCUCAGUUCUGUGUAUGAUAAACGCGGAUUAGGAAUUCGCUAUUUAGUGAAUAGCCUACUGUUUAUGUUUUUAGUGUUCGGCGUAUAAAUUAGAUGAAGGGACGUAGUGUUCAUUCGUUCGCGCGGUGAUUUUUGUCGCGAUAACGGAGGACAUAAACAGGACAGACAAAGGGCAUCGGCUCUUUGUUUAUAAACACCCAUCUUCCGUCCACAUCCAACCCAUCUCCAUUGAUGCACCCAUUUCAGUGGUGUAACGGGUGUUUCUGUGGUUUGGGACUGGUCUACUCCAACAGAACCUGCACCAUGCCCCCCAUCACAUUCCACGACCUGCCACUCAACAUCUACAUGGUGAUCUUCGGCACGGGCAUCUUUGUGUUCGUCCUCAGUCUCAUCUUCUGCUGCUACUUCAUCAGCAAACUGAGACACCAGGCCCAGAGCGAGCGGUUUGGAUAUAAGGAGGUUAUUUUGAAAGGGGACACUAAGAAGCUGAGUCUUCAUGGGACAUGUGCCGUGUGUCUGGAAGAUUUCAAGGUGAAGGAUGAUCUGGGAGUGUUGCCAUGCCAACAUGCCUUUCACAGGAAGUGUCUGGUCAAGUGGCUGGAGGUGCGCUGCGUGUGCCCCAUGUGCAACAAGCCCAUCGCCGGUCCCGCCGAGCCGCACCAGAGCUUAGGCACGCUGCUGGACGAGCUGGUCUAACCGCGGAAGCAACCGGAAAGAGACUGAGUAACAACACACAGGCAUCGUCAAGUGCCACAUCUGAUGCAUCUUUCUGCCAGGGUGGGGCCGUACUGUACGUGGGCGUGGGCCAGCCAAUCACCAGGCCUUCAUAGCCCCCCCGCCCCCCCCCCCCCCCUCCCCAUCCCCUUUCUGCCCCCCCCCACCCCCUGUGGCCCUCAGUAGGGGGAAACACCUCAGCCCCUUGCCUCACCUUCAGCACCGCAGCCUCUUCCUGAUGGUGAGAGCUGGGCGGGGGCUGGGGGGUCGCUCUUUAAGAUGACACUUCUACUCUGUGAAUGCUUGUGAGGGCUAUGAGAGAUGGGACUGUUUUCAACAGGGUUUAUAUGGGGGUCCCUGAGAGAGAGAGAGAGAGAGAGAGAGAGAGAGAGAGAGAUUAGGAUUGGAUGAAAGAUAAGUUCUCCCAGCUUAGGGUUCACAUCCACCGAACUUAACUGCCUUUUCAAGUGACAUUUCACACCAGAAGUGUAUGUAGUUUUCUCUGGUAACCCUGAGUGUAAGAAUGUUUUCCAUGUAUGUGAAACAAAUUGCUUUGUUGAGAUAUUGUGUUUCACCGUAACUUCACUUCCAUGUUAUAUCUUUUAAAAAUGUGUGUACACACACAUACACACACACACACACACACACACACACACACACACACACACACAUGUCACAUUCUAAUGGAAGUACUGGAUCCAUAUAAACAUGUACUGUAUUCACUUCGCCAUCUUUUCUCACUGAACUCAAGCCAUAAAGACACAAUCAGAUGUUUUCUCACUAGAUGUUUGUUCUUUUUUACUAAGUGAAAAUGUGAUAGAACUGCAGCAGCCUGGCACUUCACAC
Clupea harengus (Atlantic herring) is the source of this 1979-nucleotide messenger RNA. RefSeq names its product ring finger protein 122 (gene rnf122). Lineage: Eukaryota; Metazoa; Chordata; Actinopteri; Clupeiformes; Clupeidae. The record is from RefSeq and is a predicted model, not a curated record. Gene Ontology annotation, cellular component: nucleus. Gene Ontology annotation, molecular function: ubiquitin protein ligase activity. Gene Ontology annotation, biological process: ubiquitin-dependent protein catabolic process.